AGGGGCAUACCUGCUAUACGCAAGUAAUGGGCAGAAUGUCUGCCGGAGAUCGCACAGACGUAAACAAAUUACAGUAGAUGCCAAAGGGCGAUGGCUCGACGCUAACGACGAGCGAGAGAGAGGGGCUCCGGGAAACGAGCGGAACGCACCUGGAGCGCUCGGCGCUGGCGCGUGCGCCGCAAGGAGAGCGGAAGAAGUAGAAGAAGAAGAAGAAGAAGAAGAAGCAGCAGCAGCAGCAACAGCGGCAGCAGAAGAAGUGGUGGACUGGCAUGGCUUCAGCCUAUAAAAGCCGAGGCACGCGGCCGUCCCUCUUCGUUUAAGCCGCAACAUCGUCAAGUGAACAAGACGCGCGCGCGCUCCGACCGCCUCGCAGUGCUCAAGGACUCUGCGAACCGUACCCGCCGCACGCUACAGCGCAGACGUGUGUCUUUCGAGCUUUCCUCGAGAAAAGGAGCCGUUCAGUCUUGACGACGUAACCGAGAGUCAGCAUGAAAUUGGCGGUGCUACUGGCACUGUUGUGCUGCCUGGCGUUGGGCGCCCUCGCCACCCCUGUACCAAAGUCAUCCACGAGUCGAGCCGGCCAAGAGUCGAGGCAGGCGGCGGCCGCAUCAUCUCCGGUCGCAGCCGCGUCCGACGAUGACGACGACGACGACGACGUCGACUUCGACAUCACCGGCGAGGAUGACGACGACGACGACGACGACGACGACGACGACGACGACGACGAUGACGACGACGAUGACGACGACGACGAUGACGACGACGACGAUUAUCUCGAGAGAUUCAUCGACGAAGUCCUCGGCGGGGAGGACGACGAUGACGACGACGAAGCGAACGCCGUGGAGCCAGCGGCGUCGGCAGCAGUCUCAGCCGUACAGCCAGUGGCCGCCUCGGCGAACGCACCGGUGAUUCCGCCGGCAGUGCAAGCCGAUUUGGACGCAGAGCUGAACAGCGCCUCGGCAACCGUCGCCGAGACCGACGCCUCGCUAGCGGAGGAGGCCAACUCGUACGAGGACGAGGACGUGCCCGAGGGCCAGGCAGCCGGCGCGAUUCAGGACGCAACGAUCGAAGGUGCCGAAUCCGUGAGCAAUCCCGUGGUGCUCCAACAGACCGUCAGCAACGCUGUCCCAGCAGCCGCCCCAGCAUCCAGCGACGACGAUGACGACGACGACGACGACGACGACGACGAGGAGGUCGAUUUCGACGUAACUGGCGACGACGACGACGAUGACGAUGACGACGACGACGACGACGAGGAAGCCGACGAGGAGGAGGAGGAGGAUGACGAGGACGAGGAUGACGAGAUCGAGGGCUUGGCUGACAUCGCCGGCGCGCGCAAGCACCGAGCACGAGCGUUAAGUUCGUCGUCAAGCACCGACGUCUCGGCCAUCUACGUGGCCAAGUACAAUCGGUUCGUCGACACGAUUCUCAACCGCAUCAACAAAAUUCUGAAGGAGAAAUACGACCCGGUGACGGUGAGAUUGAUCAACCCAAGUAUAACGACCACCACCAAGAAGACCAAGAAGACAACGUCGAGCAAAAAGAAGACCAAGAAGACUAAGAAGUCCAAGCGCAGGAAAGGUAGCCGCGCGAGGAAGAACAACGUUGCCUUUGGUGCUACGCGGAUCGAAGAGAUGUUGCUUGUACCUCAAAACUCGAGCAAUAGCUCCGACGCAACCGCGCCUCCCGAGUCGAUCAAAGCGAUCGAGACGAGUACGUCAGUCGCGAUGAUAGCAGACUCCGAAGAGCCAACGACUUUGUUGCCGGAACUGGCCACCCGAUUAUCGACGAACGAGGUGACCGCUACGACAACCAGCCGACGAGCCUCUGCCACUCCAGCUACCGUAAUCAAACGCAAGAAGCUCAAAACCAAAUCGGGGAUCCACCAGCCCAGCAAAAUUACUACUGCUCGGCCAACCAAAGUCAAGAGACCCAGUACUUCUUCGAGCAACAAGGUGAAAGCGCCGGCGCCUACAAGCAGUACGGGCAUCGUGAAGCGCUCGAAGGCCAAGGCGACGCUUUACGGAUUGUCGUCAUUGAAGCGCUCGGGCGAUGUGUCGGUGAACAUGAUGAGCGAUCAUACUACCAUCCGGACGAAAUUCAACCUUGGGCCGCUGAUUCUGAAAGUCGAAAAGGCAUUCGGUAGAGCGAACCGCAAGGAGGUACGCAGUGCCACCGCGACCACCGCCGAAAUGUCCGGUCGACUGAGCCUCAGGGUCUAUCACGGCGGUGCUGCCACCCUGCACUCCAUUCGCGUCCUCCAACCGAAGCAGAUGCGCAUCGAGUCAGCGGACGAUCACGACCGGACGCGCGAGUUCGUCUGGAAGCGAAGCUCGCACAUCGCGCACCUCGUCUCGCAAAAGCUCUCCUCGGCGACUCGCUCCAUGCUACGUCCGCCGCCUGCCGCGGCCGCUUGAUUCUUCGACGCCGAGAUUCGUCCACUGCCAUCCGAUGCCACCAACUCACUACUUCUAUUUAUUUAUUUAUUUAUUUAACUUAUUCGACGACAAUUGUUAGCUGCUUUGGAAUGACGCGAUCGCGGGGAUCAAUUUUGUUGUGUUGUUUAUCUGGUGGCAACAGCUAUGCUUGACAUUGAUCGGUAGACAAAAUCACUAUUAUUUCGACAAGCCUAGCGUUUGCAUUUCUUUUUCUAUUGGUACUUCAUUUUAUUUAUUUUUACUCU
This is a messenger RNA of Phymastichus coffea, 2683 nucleotides long. RefSeq lists its product as uncharacterized. Bases 489 to 2417 code for a protein of 642 amino acids. Lineage: Eukaryota; Metazoa; Arthropoda; Insecta; Hymenoptera; Eulophidae. The record is from RefSeq and is a predicted model, not a curated record. The transcript is spliced from 7 exons.